GUUGUUGCUGUUUUCAGACUGAGACAGAGGAGGAAACGUGGACGGCUCUCUUUACCUUCUUUGCCCAAUGUUUAAUUUAUCCGUGUUGAUAGCUUGACAGUUACUAAGCGUUAAUUAACACAAAUAACAGAGUUUAAAAUAUAUAAGUGUAAAAAUGACGGAUCAGUCCUCGUUACUACUACGUAAACAAUUAGCAGAGCUCAACAAGAACCCAGUGGAAGGCUUUUCUGCAGGUCUUGUAGAUGAUGAUGACAUCUAUCAGUGGGAAGUGGUCGUCAUUGGACCUCAAGACACACUAUUUGAAGGGGGUUUCUUUAAAGCCAUUUUAACCUUUCCACGGGAUUAUCCUUUGAGGCCUCCCAAGAUGAAGUUCAUCACAGAAAUAUGGCAUCCAAAUGUUGCAAAAAAUGGUGAUGUGUGCAUCUCCAUCCUACAUGAACCUGGUGAGGACAAGUAUGGCUAUGAGAAGCCUGAGGAGCGCUGGCUGCCAAUCCAUACAGUUGAGACCAUCAUGAUCAGUGUUAUCUCCAUGCUGGCAGACCCCAAUGGAGACUCUCCUGCCAAUGUGGAUGCAGCUAAAGAAUGGAGGGAUGAUCCUAAAGGAGUUUUUAAGAAAAAGGUGGCACGCUGUGUCAGGAGGAGUCAAGAGAUGGCUUUUGACUAAGGACUAAGUCACCAACACAGUUAGAACUACGCAGGUGGUUGAACAACUGGUUACACUUAAGUCAGCUAGGAAGACAAAGAGGCAGAACUGUUGCAGUAUCAACUAUUGACCCAAGAGGCAGAAGACAUCCAUCAUCAGUCCCAUCAAACACUAUUUCUGGUCAAGUGCUAGUAUUCCACUCACAGGAAGAUGAAUACUCUGUGUUAUCUGUACAUACUGAUCAGAUCUUUAGACAAAAUAUUCCCUCUGAUAUAUGCACAGUUUCCUAAACUUAGUUUACUUUGUAUUUACCUAUUUAUUUAGAAUAAGACUGUUUUGAAGAUGCAUAUUGUCUGUUUUUGGAGGUUUGUACUUUUAUUUUCAACCUGCCACACUGAGCCAUCCAGUCUACAGUUAUUUCAUCGAUUAUGCACUUUGAGUAUUUUCAGCCAUUUAAGAGAUGGAGAUACAAACACUGGCUUUCUUUUCCCUGCACAUAUAAAUUGUUGUGCAGAGAAAGUGUUUCUUCUUUCCCUGAAGGGGAAACUUAUCACCCAGCGCUGCCUUAACUUUGACUGCCAGCAAAGGAAACCUAUCUUAAUUAUGGACUCAUCUGAAGGCUUGUUCUGGGUCCAAAAACAACUUAGUGGACAAACCAAAGAGAACACACCAAUAAAUAUAUUUUGUAAUGAACAUACUACAUUUUUUAUCUGUGUAAAUAAAACUAUUUGUUCUUGCUGGGAAAAACUGUAGAUGUUUUUAACAAUGCACAUGUACAGAAAAAAUGUAUACACCAGGCAGUGUGCUGCUGGUGUAGUUCUGUAGCACUUCACUUUUUCACAGAACACAUUUGUGACAUGUCACAGUAUGAAAAGCACAGGUGCACAUAAUAAAAUGAAUGAUGGCUGAAUUCCAUUUAGCUGCUUUGGUUUCAGCAUCCUAUCAUUGUGCAUGCUGGCUCACUGGGACGCUUGAAUAGAAUGUCACCAUUGUUAAUGUUAUUAGUAACACCUAUGCUUUUCAUACUAUGACAACUUCACAUGUCUGCUGUGAAAUCAGAAGGAUCUCCUGAUCAAGAGGGACACAGUGGUUUUUGUGCUAAAUAAGGGCAUUGAUUGAUGAAUAACAGGUACAUAGUUGUACCCACUUUUAAGGUCAAUGAAUGUUAGAUUGUGAAAACAAGAAAUAAAGCUCAGUGUGGA
Messenger RNA from Scomber japonicus (chub mackerel), 1845 nucleotides. It is a transcript of the gene ube2g1b, whose product is annotated as ubiquitin-conjugating enzyme E2G 1b (UBC7 homolog, yeast). The coding region runs from base 155 to 664 and encodes 169 amino acids. The record is from RefSeq and is a predicted model, not a curated record. The transcript has 6 exons. Gene Ontology annotation, molecular function: ubiquitin conjugating enzyme activity. NCBI's taxonomy places the organism in Eukaryota, Metazoa, Chordata, Actinopteri, Scombriformes, Scombridae. Gene Ontology annotation, biological process: protein polyubiquitination; proteasome-mediated ubiquitin-dependent protein catabolic process.